AUGAAGAGAUUGUGGGCUAAGUAUCGACAAUCUCGAGAUGAAGAUCAUGAAGAGAUGUGUACUACUAAUGCUCUUGUGGUAGCAGCAGUUGCUGAAGCUGAAGCAUCCUCCGGAUCAAGACGACGGGGUUCUCAACUGGGGCGUGCACUGAAUGAGGAGCGAUUUAGGGAAUUAAGAGGGAAAAACAAGAUGGAAGAUUACUUUGUGGAGCGUCCAGUUUUCAGCGAAGAGGUAUUCCAGACACGCUAUGACCAGUACUUUGUCCAUAAAUCAGAUGCUGCUAAGAAAGUCGGACUACUUCCCCAGCAGAAGCUGACAUGUUCCUUAAGAAUGCUUGCUUAUGGUGUCGGGGCAGAUCAAUGCGCUGAGUAUUGUCGGAUGGCGAAAUCUACCUCUAUCGAGACUCUGAAAUGA
Rosa chinensis is the source of this 414-nucleotide messenger RNA. RefSeq lists its product as uncharacterized. The transcript is spliced from 2 exons. The record is from RefSeq and is a predicted model, not a curated record. NCBI's taxonomy places the organism in Eukaryota, Viridiplantae, Streptophyta, Magnoliopsida, Rosales, Rosaceae. The coding region runs from base 1 to 414 and encodes 137 amino acids.